Messenger RNA from Lytechinus pictus (painted urchin), 679 nucleotides. RefSeq names its product paired box protein Pax-1-like. The record is from RefSeq and is a predicted model, not a curated record. Gene Ontology annotation, molecular function: DNA-binding transcription factor activity, RNA polymerase II-specific; RNA polymerase II cis-regulatory region sequence-specific DNA binding. Gene Ontology annotation, biological process: regulation of transcription by RNA polymerase II; anatomical structure development. Bases 11 to 679 code for a protein of 222 amino acids. The transcript is spliced from 2 exons. NCBI's taxonomy places the organism in Eukaryota, Metazoa, Echinodermata, Echinoidea, Temnopleuroida, Toxopneustidae.
GUGUGUAACCAUGGCUUUUUAUGGUAUGUUUCCUCCAGAACAAACCUUUGGUGAAGUGAAUCAACUUGGUGGUGUCUUCGUCAAUGGACGUCCUCUUCCCAACGCCAUCAGACUCCGCAUCGUCGAACUCGCUCAGUUGGGGAUUCGACCCUGUGAUAUCAGCCGCCAGCUCCGUGUUUCCCAUGGUUGUGUCUCCAAGAUCCUGGCCCGUUAUAACGAGACUGGCUCCAUCCUACCAGGAGCAAUUGGUGGUUCUAAGCCCCGGGUCACCACUCCCAAUGUGGUUAAGAAGAUCCGUGAAUACAAGCAGCGUGAUCCAGGUAUCUUUGCUUGGGAGAUACGUGAUAAACUCUUAGCUGAGGGAGUCUGUGACAAGUACAAUGUUCCUUCAGUCAGCUCCAUCAGCAGGAUUCUCAGAAACAAGAUAGGAAACAACACUUUGUCUCAUCUUCAGCAUCACCCAUAUGAUCCUACCAAGGAUUCCCAUCGUUCAUUCUAUAACACUGCCCUGUAUCCCUAUCCUUGUGCCCCUGCACCUGCUGGAACCACUGCUUCUAAAGUAGCAGCGGCAGCAGCAGCAGCAGCUAACUCCUGUGCGAUGAGAUCAUGGCCAUCAUCACAUACUGUCAAUGAUAUCCUUGGAUUCAGACAUCUAGGAGCUGGAGACCACUCAGAUUGA